UCUGCAUGGUGCUUCUCUGCCCCACUGUUCCACUCUUUCUCCCGCCGCAGCCCGACUCCCGUGUUUGUGAUCAUGGAGGUAAGCCCCGCCCCUCAGUCCAAAGACGUCGACCUGACAGAAGACCUGGGACAGCGGCUGGAGGACAUCAUCAGCACCUACCAGAGCUCCACCUCUGACACCCCCACCCCAGGGUGCCCAGCUGAGGGGAGUGUAACCUCAACCCCGUCCUCCCAGACCCCCCUGGAGCCCCCCACGGACCAGGACGACUCAGAGGAGCUCACCCCCAUCACCAGGAAGGACCAGAAACCAGAGAAGAAGAUGCUCAAGAACCUGGGGAAAGAGGCCAUGCAGCUGAUGCAGAGUCUCAACAAACUGGAGACGCCCGAGAAGAAGCUGGAGGCUGUGAUCAAGAAACACGCAGAACUGUUGGAGGAGCACCGCAGUGAUCAGAAACAGCUGAAGUUGCUGCAGAAGAAGCUGCUGCAGGUUUUGAAGGAGAAGGAGCAGCUCCAGGCUGAGCACAGCCGAGCUGUGUUAGCACGAAGCAAACUGGAGGGACUGUGCAGAGAACUCCAGAGGCACAACAAGACACUAAAGGAGGAGACUUUGCAGCGGUGCCGAGAGGACGACCUGAAGCGCAAGGAGAUCACGAGUCACUUCCAGGGAACGCUGACGGAGAUCCAGGCCCAGAUCGAAGAACACAGCACCAGGAACACCAGGCUCCUGCAGGAGAACAGCGCUCUGGCCGAGAAGCUCAAGGGCCUCAUCACACAGUACGACGCUAGAGAGGCUAAUCUGGAGAAAGUUUUUAAACACCGCGACUUAAAGGAGCAGCUCCUGGAGACGAAGCUGAACCAGGCCAACCUCCUGCUCAAGGAGGCUGAAGAUAAACACAAGCUGGAGAGAGAACUGCUUCUGACCCAGACGGCGGAGUGUAAGCUGCAGAUGAAGGCCCUGAAGGAGCAGGAGGGAGAGAUGAGAGCACAGCUGGACAUGUACUCCAGGAAGUUUGACGAGUUUCAGGGCACCGUCUCCAAGAGCAACAGCGUCUACAGCGGCUUCAAGCAGGACAUGGACAAAAUGUCAAAGAAGAUGAAGAAGCUGGAGAAGGAGUGUCAGUCCUGGAAAAGUCGUUUUGACAACUGCAACAAGAACCUCAUUGAGAUGGUGACAGACAAAACUCUUAAGGACAAAGAGUUGGAGCUGAUUCUGUUGAAAAACCAAAAACUGGAGAAUCUUUGCCGCGCUCUGCAGCAGGAGAGGAAAGGUCUGCUGGACAAGAACCAGAAAGAACCAGAGUCAGACCAACCAGAACUAAACCAGGACUCCACUGAAGCACCCAAGCCCACAGAGGAGCAGCGUCCUGAGGCAGAGCUCACCGCAGACUCCCCCUCUACUCCUCCAGAGGCUCCAGCAGCACCAGCCCCACAACCGGCCCCACAGCCACAAUCUACCCCAAAACCAGCCCCACAACCGGCCCCUCACCCACAAUCUACCCCAAAACCAGCCCCACAACCGGCCCCUCAGUCUACCCCACAACCGGCCCCACAACCACAAUCUACCCCAAAACCAGCCCCACAACCGGCCCCUCAGUCUACCCCACAACCGGCCCCACAACCACAAUCUACCCCAAAACCAGCCCCACAACCUGCCCCACAAUCUGCCCCAAAACCUGCCCCUGUUGCACCCGCACCCUCCCAGAAAGAAUCAAUAAAAUCUCAAGAACUGGCCCGACUCAAAGCUCAACAAGCAAGACUUCAGGAAAUCGCAAAUUCCUUCACGAUUUCCCACGUCAUCCCUGAAGAAUAUCUGAGAGACGACGAUGAGGAGGAGGACCAGGAGGAAGGGGGGGCAGAGGCAGCAGCUGAACCCCAGGACGAGGCUUGUUCUUGGGGAGAGAAAGCGAAAGGAGACGCUCCUGUCCUGGAGGAUGAAGAGGAGCAGAGGAGCAGAGAUCUGGAGAUGGAGUCUGUGGAUUGAACCAGUAAAAUAAUCACUGUGAAUUUUAAAUAUUUAACCUUAUUUGUAUAAAAUUUGGUCAAAUAAAACAAAAAAAGAAGAAAAAAAUG
This is a messenger RNA of Boleophthalmus pectinirostris (great blue-spotted mudskipper), 2069 nucleotides long. RefSeq names its product taxilin beta b (gene txlnbb). Gene Ontology annotation, molecular function: syntaxin binding. The record is from RefSeq and is a predicted model, not a curated record. NCBI's taxonomy places the organism in Eukaryota, Metazoa, Chordata, Actinopteri, Gobiiformes, Gobiidae.